This is a messenger RNA of Mucor mucedo, 630 nucleotides long. RefSeq lists its product as uncharacterized. NCBI's taxonomy places the organism in Eukaryota, Fungi, Mucoromycota, Mucoromycetes, Mucorales, Mucoraceae. The record is from RefSeq and is a predicted model, not a curated record. Bases 1 to 630 code for a protein of 209 amino acids. The transcript is spliced from 7 exons.
AUGUUUCAGAGUAAACUGAUUUGGGUAACGGCUCUCGCCUCUUUUAUUUCCUUUGUACUGUGCCUUCAGAACCUUUUAAUUUUCUGGAGCUGUACUGAAAGUACUCUUCUGUUGGAACAGAGAUCUUACCCAGCGCUUAAAAAUUCUCGAGCUGGUUUGAGACAGUUGAUAACGAAGAUGGUUCUUGAAACAUCUGUAUCGAAAUGGCCAAGCAGACGUAUCACACUUACAUUAAACCAAUCUGCGUCAUUUCUAAGUCGUCGGCUUAAGAUGCAUAAGGUUGCGGUUAGACCCACCCGUCAAAGAUGGUCAAAACACGCUGAAAACAACAAGAGCAUGACAGCCGGAAGCUCCGACAAACGAAGAAUUUCAACUGUUCAGCCUUGUAUAUGGUUGCACAUGGUAUGUAUCACUAAAAAGUUUGACACUGUCGCCAUGCCUCUGUUCCACAGGUUUUUGCCUAUUUUUGACUUUUCGUACGUUAUGAACUUGACCCUACCAGUAGCUCGAAUCCCGCGUAACAAAGAAAGUUGUUCAAUUUUUAAGCAUCUUGUGACUCUAAAAGGAUUGCAUGAAUUAUCAUUUCACUCUGUGCCCAAGCAUUAUUGUCUUGGCUUUUGGUUUCUAUGA